Molecule: messenger RNA, 615 nt
Organism: Columba livia (rock pigeon)
Lineage: Eukaryota; Metazoa; Chordata; Aves; Columbiformes; Columbidae
Gene: GCSH
Product: glycine cleavage system protein H
Exons: 5
Coding region: 86-583 (165 amino acids)
Biological process (GO): glycine decarboxylation via glycine cleavage system; protein lipoylation
Cellular component (GO): mitochondrion; cytoplasm; glycine cleavage complex
Source: RefSeq, a predicted model, not a curated record
CGGGCGAUAACGGCCGCUGGUAACGGCCGCCCCUGACGACGCCUCCGGGAGGCGGGAGCUCCGCACGGUGCCGCCCCUGGCAAAGAUGGCGUGGCGCGCGCUGCGGCGGGUCGGGCCGGUCCUGGCGUCCCGCUGCCCGCGCCUCUCGCCGCUGCCGCUGCGGGUGCCCGCGGCCCGGAGGCUGGUCACCAGCUCGCUGGUGCUGUCCGCCCGCAAAUUCACAGACAAGCAUGAAUGGGUAUCAGUUGAAAAUGGCAUUGGAACAGUAGGAAUCAGCAAUUUUGCACAGGAAGCAUUAGGAGAUGUUGUUUACUGCAGUCUUCCAGAAAUUGGGACAAAAUUGAGUAAACAUGAUGAGUUUGGAGCCUUGGAAAGUGUGAAAGCUGCUAGUGAACUCUACUCGCCUCUCUCAGGAGAGGUGACUGACGUUAACGCUGCCCUCGCAGAUAAUCCAGGGCUCGUCAAUAAAUCUUGUUAUCAAGAUGGUUGGCUUAUCAAGAUGACUGUGGAAAACCCUGCUGACCUUGAUGAAUUGAUGAAUGAAGAUGCCUAUGAGAAAUACAUAAAAUCCAUUGAGGACUGAGCUGGAAUAAUGAAAUAAAUCCAUAUAAAAUA